AUGGCCGAGCCUAAAUACAAGAAGAAGGUCCUGCCUCUGAAGGCGGAUAGAAAAGAGAAGAAGAAGGAGAAAAAGGCGCACAAGAUGGCGACUUUGGACAAGAAAAGCAAGAAGGGCAAAUCGACGGAGCAAGCAGCACCAGAGGCUGUUCCCGGGGACAAUAAUGCGACCGGUUUUAUUUCACUCUCAGGGGCUGUGUCGGAACCUGAGACGCCAGUCACCCACAUCAGCUAUUCCAACGCUCCUGCUUCACAUAAUAAGAAAAGAAAAUUCGAAGAGGACGUUACUAGCGCGGAGCAGCCCAAAGAAUCUUCCAAAAUAAAACCUAAGGAAGCAGGAAAAGAGGAGCCACAACGAAAGAAGCCGAAGCGCAACCCUUUGAAAUACUCGAAAGAGGGCCGCGCACAACUGAAGAAAGAGCAGCAAGAGCGCCUAGCCAAGACUGGGUUCAAGCAUGUGCCCUAUGGGAACAGAGAGAAUGCUCAACAGAAGGAUGGGAAGCCGAAGCAUAUCAAGAAAGCUUCCAGUGGGCAAAAUGACGAUGAGGGCAACGGAGAAGCCAAGGAACACCGCUUUAUCUGCUUCAUAGGACAGCUUCCCAAGACCUCAACAGUAGAGCAUGUGAAACAGCACUUCGCCAAAAUUGAACCGGAGAGUAUACGUCUAUCUACAGACAAACAGACUGGCAAGGGCAAAGGCUUUGGUUUCAUUGAGUUUGCAGACUACGACCGGAUGAAGACAUGUCUUAAGUUAUACCACCACUCUUUAUUCGAUGAUGGCAUCAGCAAACCGCGCAAGAUCAACGUUGAGCUCACCGCCGGAGGAGGAGGUGCCAAGUCAGAAGUACGCGCACUACGAAUUCGUGAGAAGAAUGCCAAGCUAGACGACGAGCGCGCACGACGCCGAGAGAAUGAAGACGCGGAGAAGACUGUGGAACAAAAGCAGGCCGAGAGAGAGAAAAAGAAGAAGGCUCGUGGCAAGAAGAGUAAAGAGGGCGAGCCUGAGGCUGAUACAGGCCCGGCAGUAGAUGAUAAUGGGGAGAGCACUGAAGGAAUACAUCCGGCGCGACUGGCCAUGUUAGGUCGCUGA
Molecule: messenger RNA, 1089 nt
Organism: Pseudovirgaria hyperparasitica
Lineage: Eukaryota; Fungi; Ascomycota; Dothideomycetes; Acrospermales; Acrospermaceae
Exons: 2
Coding region: 1-1089 (362 amino acids)
Molecular function (GO): RNA binding
Source: RefSeq, a predicted model, not a curated record